Molecule: messenger RNA, 1946 nt
Organism: Pan troglodytes (chimpanzee)
Lineage: Eukaryota; Metazoa; Chordata; Mammalia; Primates; Hominidae
Gene: C5H6orf47
Product: chromosome 5 C6orf47 homolog
Exons: 1
Coding region: 328-1212 (294 amino acids)
Source: RefSeq, marked inferred
CGCAGAGAGGACUCUCUGGUGGUGACCCAGGCCUUGUCAGAUCUGAGAUUCUUGGAAUCUCAGAUUGUGGGGGUGUGGAUGGUGAAUGAAUUUGGGUAUGCCCCCCUUUACCCCAGAACUGAAGAGGAAGCAAACUACUUGCCACACUUGAGGCUGCGUGACUAUUCAGAGAAGGGAGGAGCCACUUCUGAAUUCAGAGUAGGACUGCAUCACCAGGCAAAUACCUGUUCUGAGCCAGAAAGACUCUGGCUUCUGAGGAGAUCCUGAGAGUCUGAGUAGUGCCAGGAAGCAGCCUCAGAAUUUGGGGGCCCAUUACACACCCCAGCCAUGUUCCUGCGACGGCUUGGUGGCUGGCUACCUCGCCCUUGGGGCCGCCGGAAACCAAUGAGGCCUGACCCGCCUUACCCAGAACCCAGACGGGUGGACAGCUCCUCGGAGAAUUCAGGAAGUGACUGGGAUAGUGCCCCAGAAACCAUGGAAGAUGUGGGGCAUCCCAAGACUAAGGACUUGGGGGCAUUGAGGGUUUCUAGGGCUGCUUCUGAACCAAGCAAGGAGGAGCCCCAAGUUGAGCAGCUAGGGAGCAAAAGAAUGGAUUCCCUCAAGUGGGACCAGCCUAUCUCUAGCACUCAAGAGUCUGGGAGACUGGAGGCUGGAGGGGCCAGUCCCAAACUCGGAUGGGAUCAUGUGGAUUCAGGUGGCACCAGGAGACCAGGGGUGUCCCCUGAAGGGGGACUGAGCGUCCCUGGGCCAGAAGCCCCAUUGGAGAAACCUGGUAGGCGUGAGAAGCUGUUGGGCUGGCUGCGGGGGGAACCAGGAGCUCCCUCCCGGUACUUGGGGGGCCCAGAAGAGUGUCUGCAGAUCUCCACCAACCUGACCCUGCAUCUUCUGGAGCUGCUGGCCUCUGCCCUGCUGGCCCUGUGCUCACGACCACUGCAGGCAGCGUUGGACACACUGGGCCUGCGUGGACCGCUGGGCCUCUGGCUACAUGGCCUACUGUCCUUCCUGGCUGCCCUGCAUGGGCUCCAUGCUGUUCUGAGCCUACUUACUGCCCACCCUUUGCACUUCGCCUGCCUCUUUGGUCUCCUGCAGGCCUUGGUGCUGGCUGUCAGCCUCCGGGAGCCCAAUGGGGAUGAGGCGGCCACUGACUGGGAGAGUGAGGGGUUGGAGAGGGAAGGUGAGGAGCAGAGGGGAGACCCGGGAAAGGGGCUGUGACCGUGGGGUGGGGGCAAAGGGUGAAGAGAGUGUGGGCUUUAGGAGAAAAGUGUGAGGCAUGACCCAAAUUGUAAGCAUAGGGACCUCAGGGAUGGGGAAGAAACCCCAGAGUACGAGGGUGCAGGGCCCCCCUUCAUACACAGGAGAGAACAGAACUAUUUAGGGUGUUUGUGUUUAUGGACAGUGAGGGCACUGCCCUUGGAUUCACCAGCUGUUAUUUUUGCUUUUACUUUUCUCCCACCUUCAUUUUUUUUUUUUUCCACCUCCACUUUUUAAAAGCAAAAAAAAAAAAAAGUGUGGGGGUGGAGAAUAAAGACCAAAGGGUCCUCUCUACCUUUCAAAACUCUCCUGGGGUGGAGGAGACCAGGGCAGGAUAGACAGACCUCUGCAGUAAGAGAGUGGUUGGGAAACCCAGGGUGUUCCUUGGAUCUCAGGAUCUGAGCCAUCGAGGGAAGAGUGGGGCUGCUAGGCAAGUGGAUUAGGGGGUCUGGAUAGGGCCCCACAGGUGACAGGGAGCCUGCAGGGCGGAUCUGGUGAUCAUGGGAGCCAGAGGGAAUGGGGACAGUGCAGGCAGUAUUGGCAGGAGGGCCAGUGCAGAAGGGCUGGUAGCUCAGGCAGUGUGGGGGAAGCACUGAAGCCUGUAGUCCCCACUUGGGGGCUAGGGGUUUGCUCACUCAGCAAUAAAUAACUGUGUCACAUCAAAUCCUAAAUAUACCACUACAAAGUGAUAGUUA